This is a messenger RNA of Macaca mulatta (Rhesus monkey), 3260 nucleotides long. The record is from RefSeq and is a predicted model, not a curated record. NCBI's taxonomy places the organism in Eukaryota, Metazoa, Chordata, Mammalia, Primates, Cercopithecidae.
CUCGAACUCCUGACCUCGUGAUCCACCCACCUCAGCCUCCCAAAGUGCUGGGAUUACAGGCAUGAGCCACCACUAUACUUUAUAAUCUUUUACAGUUAAUCUCACAUACCUUUGUUGGGUCUUUCCAAAAUAUUAAACAUAGAUUUUUAAAGAAACAAUUUUCACACUCUUUCAUUGGUUUAUACAAUGUAAAGUUACAAAAGCACAAUAUCAAGUACAACUGGCAAAAACAGAUUUGCAAACACAAGUAAGUCAUAAGAUUGAACUAGUCAAUUGAUAGGACCAGAAAUGGGCAGAUUUACUAGAUAACAGUUUCCUAGCAUGAUAUGGGAAUUAGUCACUUAUGACUUACAAAGGAAAUAGAGUGAGUUAACUGGUUAGAGGUUAUGUGUAGACAGGCUAAGACAUCAGCUACUGUACUUCUCCAUUUUAAUUGACUAUGUGUCUUUCUACCUAGAGUGUUUUGAGGGCAGAGAUGGUGCCUGGCUAUUAUGGGAAACUACUGAAGAACUUCCCAGACAUUUUUAUAAUGCUAUGUAAAUCUUCUCAUGAGAACAAGUAUGAUUUUAAAAAACAAAACAGUCAUUUUUAAGCCAUUUACACUAAGGUUUAUGGAUCUGUCCAGAAAAGGCCAUGUAGCAGAUGCAAAUUUCCUUGCUAAAAGCUUCUGUUCAUUUCCUAGGGCUACCAUAACAAAUUGGGACUAACUGGGUGACUAAAAACAACAAAAACUUGUUCUCUCACAGUUAUAGAGGCCAGAUAAUGAAACUGAGGUGUUGACAGCACUUAGCUCUUCUGUUCACUGACGUCUUCUGUUGUCUGGUGACUUCAGGUGUUCUUUGCCUAGGGGCCUCAGUGACUUGGAGCUCCAUGCCUCCAUCAUCAAAUGGUCUUCUAUGUGGGUCUGAGUCUCAAAUAGACCUCUACCUUUCUCUUAUAAGGAUUCUUGUAUAGAAAUCAAUGAAGAUCAAUCAAAUGAGAACAAACAAAGGCUAUUUAUUCAGGCCUUGUAAGGGAGGGAGCCACGAUCUCCUGCAUUUUAGCAGAGCCAAAGGCAGGCAGAGGAGUGGGCAUGCCCUAAUUAGAGGCUCUCGGCAUGAGGAAGCUGCAGGCAGGCCAACUAGAAGUGGAGCAUUCUGUGGCUUCUUCUUGUUAGUCUCAACUUGGAAAUGGGGACAAAAGUUAGGGAAGAUGCCAGUUAUUAAUCCAGUACUGGUCAUUUGGGCCAAUUGUUAUAGUUUGUCUCCUAGGAUUGUUAUUAGCAAUAAUGAUAUGACUUUCUACAAGUCUAAUUUAUGGACUGGUUACUGUAGAUAAUGGGUUGGUCUCCUGGGUUGCUUGCUGGAGGUUGUGGGUCAGAGUUCUGUUUUUACAUAUGGUCUGGCCAUUGUCCAUUGGCAUAUUCAGUCAUCUACCCUAAAGCCAGGAUGAUCUCAUCUCAAGAUCUUUAACCCAGUUAUAUCUGCAAAACUCCUUUUUCAAAAUAAGGUCACAUUUGCAAGUUCUGGGAGUUAGGACAUGGAUAUAUCUUUGGAUGUGUGCGAGGGCACCAUUUAACCCACUAUAAAGUUCCUCUUGGUUUAGAAAUCAUGUUUACUUAUUUAGAGGGGGAGGAAAAAAAGACCUUGCCUCUUGCCUCUCUGAAUGAGACAAGCAGGUGGGUUAUAACUGGAUUUCACCAAAGGUCUAUAUAACUUCUGUCCCAGAGGUAGAAAUCUUUUUGAAACAGUUGCUUAGACAUCCUUUAAAGCUUGGAUUUGAGUUGCAGACCAACUCCUUUAUGUCUGCACUCCAAAACAAGAGAUGUUUUGGUAGUCCAGUACUGUCUAUACAUUCAGCAAAGCCCCUCCUUUGGUAGAAAUCUAGAAGCAGUGUGGAUAAUGUAUGAAUGUUGCCUAUAUUAUCUUGGAUAGGGAGGUAAGGAACAGUACAAACCCUCUGGUUUCUUUCUUUUUCAGUGCCCAGAAACGCUAAUCUCAUUGCCUGACCAGAAAAGGAAGUAAUCCCUAGUGUCAGCAGAUUCAGCGGUAUGGGUAUAUGAUAGGGUCACCAGUAUACAACAGGAAAAAACAAAAGUGAAAGAUUAUCAAUAUAGAUUAUUGAGUAGGAGUAAAGAAGGUAAAUCAAAAAGGGGAAAAGAGGAGAUUACAGACACAGAAAAUGUCAGACAACAAAGAAAGGAAGAGUCAAGGAUUUCCUAAAAAAGAUAACCAAGACACAAGUUCGUUAGCUGAUGCUGUAGAGAAAGUUGCAAAGCAACAACAAUCACAAGCAUCAGAGAUAGAAAAAAACAAAAAAGUUCUGUUCAGUUUGAAGAAUGAACUUCAUGAGCUUGAAAAACAAAUAGCAGCUAUCUCUGCAGAAACUAAAGGAACAGAAAGACAAAUUUAUCAACAAGAUGCUGCCAUACAGAAUACCAAACUUCACUGUGAUAGCCUGGAAACUCAAAUCAAAUCUUUACAUACAGAAAAUGUAAAGCUUAAAUUUGACAUAGAAACAGCCCAAGAAGAUUUUGAGGAACACAUGAUAAAAUAUAAUGCAUAUUAUGCAAAAAUAAAAGCACAUAAAAAUAGUUUGGGAGAAGUAGAAAGCAAAUGGUCAUUUAUGACCGAACUCCAUGAAAAACGAGAUUUUGUUAAAAAAUUAAAGACGAUGAAAGAAGAACUUAUGCAAGAUCUUCAAAAUCCAGGAGGGAACCGAAUAACACAAGUACAGGAAGACAUUACAAAGUUAAAGGAUAAAAUUUUAACUGUAAAAGAAUCUAUCAUUGAGAAAACUUGUUUUCUUGAGGAAGAAAAAAAGACACAUGAAAAAUUAAGAAAAGAAAUAGAGAGUCUCACUCCAUCACCCUGGCUGGAGUGCAGUGGCGUGAUCUCCGCUCACUGCAAGCUCUGCCUUCUGGAUUCAUGCCAUUCCCCUGCCUCAGCCUCCCGAGUAGCUGGGACUACAGGCACCCACCACCACACCCCGCUAAUUUUUUGUAUUUUUAGUAGAGAUGAGGUUUCACCAUGUUAGCCAGGAUGGUCUCGAUCUCCUGACCUCGUGAUCCGCCCACCUCGGCCUCCCAAAGUGCUGGGAUUACAGGCAUGAGCCACCGUGCCCGGCCUUAAUUUAACUUUUAAGUUCAGAGGUACAUGUGCAAGUUUGUUAUAUAGGUAAAUUUCUGUCAUAGUCUGUUGUACAGAUUAUUUCAAUACCCAGGUAUUAAGCCCAGUACCCAUUAGUUAUUUUUCCUGAUCCUUUCCUUCCUCUCACCCUCC